GGCACGGAGCGCAGGCGCGCUAGUCUCGGAAGCUCGGGAGUGGAGUGUCUAUACCGCUUGGCCAUGGCGCUCAACAGGAACCACUCGGAGAGCGGAGUGAUUGUCAACAACACGGAGAACAUUCUGAUGACCUAUGAUCAUGUGGAGCUCUCCUUCAGUGACAUGGAUCAUAUGACAGAUGCCUUCAAAGGGACCAAGAAAGGCAGCCUCUAUUUGACUCCUUACAGAGUAAUUUUUCUGUCCAAGGGAAAGGACUCCAUGCAGUCAUUCAUGAUGCCGUUUUAUCUAAUGAAGGACUAUGAGAUUAAGCAGCCUGUUUUUGGUGCAAAUUACAUCAGGGGAACAGUGAAGGCAGAAGCAGGAGGUGGCUGGGAAGGGUCAGCUGUAUACAAAUUGACCUUUGUAGCAGGGGGUGCCAUCGAGUUUGGACAGCGAAUGCUACAGGUGGCUGCGCAAGCCUCCAGAGGUGAAGUCCCCAAUGGAGCUUAUGGGUACUCAUACAUGCCCAAUGGAGCCUAUGCUUUUCCUAUGCCAGCUGCCAAUGGAAUGUACCCAAAUCCUCCAGGCUACCCCUAUGCACCACCUCCACCUGAGUUUUAUCCAGGACCUCCCAUGAUGGAUGGGGCCAUAGGGUACAUGCAGCCCCCACCCCCUCCAUACCCUGGACCAAUGGAGCCACCUGUCGGUGGCCCUGAUGUACCAUCUACUCCUGCAGCUGAAGCAAAAGCUGCUGAAGCUGCUGCCAGCGCCUACUAUAAUCCUGUCAACCCCCAUAACGUCUACAUGCCCACGGUGAGUGUCCCGGGGCGGGCUGGAGGGCAGCAGCCUCGCCAGGACCAGCCCCCACCACCUCCAUACUACCCCCCAGAGGACAAGAAGACCCAGUAGAUGCACCUGCAGUCUCCUCUUCACUCACCUGCUCCUUCUUCCCCCAGAGCUGAGCUUGGAGCUGGGGGGAGGCUUUUGUCAGACCUGGCCUUUGCUUUAGGCCUGUAUGUAGUUAGCAGUAACAGGCAUGAAGAGAAAGGGAGUAGCUGGGAGAGUUCCAUUUGGCCGGGGGCGUUGACACCUCUCCUCUGCCUUGGGCAGUGGGACUUUCCACUUGAGUCGCCAUUUCCCCUUUACUCCUAUUGCAUUAUCACAGCUUCCCAUAAAGGAGGGGGCUGAUCUGACCUGCUCCUCAGCUCCUACCCAGAACUCUUAUUUUAAAAUUCCUUUUGGAAUAUCCUUGUGGCUCCUCAGCUCAGAUCAGCAGAGGUAUCUCUUGUCUCCCAGACCUGGGGAGGUGGCUUGACCUCCACCCCAAGAGUCCCCUUGAGCCUCUGCCCACAUUCCGUCUGCUCUCUGAUCUCUCCGGCUGUGAAGUCUAGUCUGGAUUUCCAGUGUGACCAUAUGAUUGGGUGGUGGCAAGCUCUCAGGAGCUCCUUCUUCCCCAUUCCCAUCCCUUCUGGGGUGUCCCGCCUGCUCAUACUCCUACUAUCUUUCCUUUUAUAUCCCCGCCACUUUGUUGUGGUUUUUGAUCGUGAGUCUGCUUCAGGACUGGAGGAAGGGAGAAUAAAGGAAAGACUGUUCAGCUGGGGAAAAGCAUACAAAUGACUGCUUGACUUUGCUCCCUUGUUUUCCUAGCUCAGGCUUUUAGAAGGUCUUGUUCCCUCCUGUGCCCAGAGGGCCGCCUAGUCCUGGAGCUGAAGAUUGCACAUCUUAUUUGACCUUCUUUAGGCUCUUCACUAGGGGGAGAUGGGGUGAAAUCUGGGGCCAAGUGUUUGCUGGACCUUGGGGCCUAACUUAGUCCUGAGUAAAAAGGUGUCUGUGGUCAGUCCCAGUUCACUUCUCAUCUCCUCCCUUUGAGCUUCAUACCUGAUUGGUGACUCUCCCCUGGACGCACUAAUUUCCUUUGAUUUCCUCUUGGACUGGCUGGAGUGUGAGGUCAUCAUUAUUUAAAAGAGAACUCCCUAUUUAUUUGAACAAAAAUCCAGUUAAUAUAUUAAUGUGAAAUAAACCCUGUUGCACCUUGAUUUGUUUGCCAAAACGAUGAUGUAGUAAAGACAAAGUAGCUUGA
Antechinus flavipes (yellow-footed antechinus) is the source of this 2059-nucleotide messenger RNA. It is a transcript of the gene WBP2, whose product is annotated as WW domain binding protein 2. NCBI's taxonomy places the organism in Eukaryota, Metazoa, Chordata, Mammalia, Dasyuromorphia, Dasyuridae. The transcript has 8 exons. Gene Ontology annotation, molecular function: chromatin DNA binding; transcription coactivator activity. Bases 64 to 888 code for a protein of 274 amino acids. Gene Ontology annotation, cellular component: nucleus. The record is from RefSeq and is a predicted model, not a curated record. Gene Ontology annotation, biological process: positive regulation of DNA-templated transcription.